ACCCACGAAAUUUUGUGUGGAAAUCCGUAGCACGAUUUAUUGAUUGAUUGGCGUAGAGCUCAAAGUGCACAAAGGACGACAGAAAAGCUAUCGAUAUGAAGGCAGGUUUUCUAUCUAUUGGAAGCUGCGGAGCUUACAACUCAGUGAUGUCCAAAAAGUAUCACUGUAGUUGUUCUUGCUCUUCGUUUCCCCAGGACAAGCACUUCAACAGAACAGGUUUCUCCGUGAACAAGACGCAGAUCGGCGGAAAAGCUUCGUCAUUCUUCUCUACAACUGUUCAGAACCAGUCGACACUAAAACACGCCCCGAAAUCUCGUCCACUACAAGUAUUUAUGGGUCCAAAACAAAUUGUAUUCAGAGAAGAUUCACGAAAUGCUCUGGCAAGAGGAAUCAACGCUGUUGCUGAUGCUGUUCGUAUUACUUUAGGUCCCAAAGGUCGUAAUGUCGUGUUGGAACGUUCUUAUGGUGCCCCUCAAGUAGUCAACGAUGGUGUCACUAUUGCAAGAGAUAUUUCGCUCUCAGAUCCUUUGGAAAAUACUGGGGCACGCCUAGUGGUAGAAGUUGCAUCCAAAACAGAUCAAAAGGCUGGAGAUGGAACAACUACUUCAGCUGUUUUGACUCAAGCUAUUGUGAAUCAAGGCCUAAAGAUUGUGUCUUCUGGUGCUAAUGCGAUGUCUGUUCGUCGAGGUAUUACGAAGACUGCGGAAUAUAUCGUAUCAGAAAUAAGAAAGGUUGCAAAACCGCUUCGAGGUCAAGAAGACAUCCGAGCUAUUGCAACGAUUGCAUCUGGAGGUGAUGAAACCAUCGGUGCCAAUAUUGCCGAAGCAUAUUCUAGAGUGGGUGAGAAUGGCUCGACUACAGUUGAAGAAUCACAAAGUUUAAUGGAUGAAGUCGAGGUAACGGAAGGUAUGGAGUUAGAUAGAGGUUUCAUAUCGCCCUACUUUGUGAAAGAUCAAGAACGUCAAGUGGCAGAGUUGACACGUCCACGGGUUCUUGUUACAGAUAGUAAGAUUUCUGUCGUUCAAGAACUGGUGCCUUUGCUGGAAAGUCUCGUGAAGUCCAAGGAACCACUUUUGAUUAUUUGUGACGAUUUGACAGGAGAGGCGUUAUCGACUUUGGUAGUUAACAAAAUGCGAGGAGUCUUGGAUGUUGCAGCUAUUAAAGCACCAGGAUUUGGUGACCGUAGGAAAGCAUAUCUUCAAGAUAUUGCAAUCCUUACUGGUGCAACAUACGUUACAGAAGAGUUGGGUUUCACUUUAGACCAAGUAACUCUGGAUAUGUUAGGACGAGCCGAACGUGUCGUAGUAGGAAAGGAACUGACUACCAUUAUUUCAACCGGAGAGCAUCAAGAGGGAGUAAAGAAACGGAUUGCACAAAUUCGAAAAGAGAUUGAAGAUACGGAUUCUCAGUUCGAUAGGGAAAAGGGAGAGGAACGUAUUGCUCGUCUAGGUGGUGGAAUUGCACGAAUCAAGGUUGGGGCUGCAACUGAAACGGAACUGAAAGACAAAAAGUUGCGAUAUGAAGAUGCACUCAAUUCAACAAAGUGUGCAUUAGAAGAAGGUAUUGUUCCUGGUGGUGGUACCUUACUUGCAUUUCUUGCACAAAAAGUGCCAGACUUUGAAAAAACAUUACAUGAUGAAGAUGAGAGACUAGGAGCACAAAUUGUGGGUCGAGCUUUAGAAGCGCCGUUAGUUCAAAUUGCGAUGAAUGCUGGAAAGGAAGGCUACGUUGUUCUUAAUGAGGUGCGUAAAAAGGAACUCGGUUGGGGAUGGAAUGCUGCAACUGAUGAGUAUGUCAACUUGUUGGAUGCAGGAAUCGUAGAUCCUGCAAAGGUUGUUUGUUGGGCAUUGGAGAAUGCUGCCUCCAUUGCUUCCAUGGUAUUGACAACCGAAGCUCUAGUAGUUGAAAUUCCCGAGAAGAAAAAGAAUCCUCCUGCUGGGGAUGGAAUGGGAGAUUUACCGGGAGAAAGCUACAUGUAAUAGUGGCCGUAUCCUAAUAUAGAAAUAAAACAUUCCGUGUUGUUUUGCCAAAUAGUUACACAAGUU
This is a messenger RNA of Galdieria sulphuraria, 2045 nucleotides long. Its product is annotated as chaperonin GroEL. The record is from RefSeq and is a predicted model, not a curated record. Gene Ontology annotation, molecular function: ATP-dependent protein folding chaperone; ATP binding. Lineage: Eukaryota; Rhodophyta; Bangiophyceae; Galdieriales; Galdieriaceae. The transcript has a single exon. Gene Ontology annotation, biological process: protein refolding. Bases 96 to 1979 code for a protein of 627 amino acids.